AUGGAGGGGAGCCGGGGCGGCGGCGGCUCACAUCGGGGGGUGGCCGGCGUGGGCGACGGUGAGGGCGGCGAGGGCGUCGGCGACGGCGACGGUGGGGGCGCGGGCCGGGGUAGGGGUGUGGCCAGUGACGACGGCGACGGUGGGGGCAGGUCGUGGCGCAGGGGCGUGGCCGGGCGCGCUCAGGGGCAGCAGACGGCGACGGCGUGGGCGGCGAACGACGUCAGCAUGGGCUCGGGUGUGGCGGACGGCGACGGCGUGGGCUCGGGGGCAUGGGCGACGGCGGCGCGGCAGCCUGGCGGUGUCGAGGAGGUCGGCAUCGUCGGGGGCAACUGGCAAUGA
Molecule: messenger RNA, 339 nt
Organism: Aegilops tauschii subsp. strangulata
Lineage: Eukaryota; Viridiplantae; Streptophyta; Magnoliopsida; Poales; Poaceae
Source: RefSeq, a predicted model, not a curated record